AUGUCUCACCUAUUAAAACGUACCAAAAAAUCCUGCAUUAAGCUCAUUCGUAAAAUUUCCAAUAAACAAAUUUUCCUAAAACGUCUUGAGGAAGAGGACAUAUCAACAGACGUUGACAUCUCUGUGGAGGCCAAGGAAAGGGAUAUCAAUCAGAAUGAAAAUAUUUCAAUGCAACCGCAACAGUUGCAACAACAAAAAUUCUCCACUUGCAACAAGAAACAUAAAGACAAAGCACCCUCCUCCCACUCGUCUAGAGAGGAUAUCACAAAAGAAUCCCACAAACGAAAAUUACCCCUACAUUUAGAUGAUCUGAAUUCCGAAAAGCCGGUUCUACAAAGUCUUACCUCCAAAUUAUUUCUCACCGCUGAUGGUUAUGAAUUUCAACGUCUUCAACAGUUACGCAGUGAUACCGCCUCCGAAAUAAUACCCUAUGAUCCGGAAUUUAAUAAGAAUGAGGUGGUUUUCGAAAAGGUCAAGUACAAAGAAGAUGUCCGUUAUUUACGUCAUACGCCGUCCACCUGUAGUCUAGAUAAUUACAUAAUUCACGAUGAAGAUGUGAAUGAGGAUUUGGCCCUGCCACGCGAUGACGAUGACGGGGAUGAAGAUUUUAUAAAUACCACCAAUCUAUUGCAAAAUCAAAAUAACAACAACAACACCAUUUGUUCUGCUCGUAAUAAUCUCAAUGGUAUCGAUAACCAAAUAUUUACUUCCUCAAAUCAUAGUCGAUGCCUUUCCGAUUCGAAGCGGGAGGUUGAUACCACUAGAGGCUUUCAAUUGCAACCGCUUGCCAUUAAUGCCUGUGAAUUCCAGGAAUCCAAAAAAAGUCCCACUGAACAUCAAUUGGAGCUUCAGCAAUUUUCAUCAAACCAACCACAGCUGUCGUAUCAACAUCACCAUCACCACCACCCUGCCCAGCCCUCUAAUCAAAAUUUGCUUCCACUCAAUGUUAGUCUAGGUUGUAUUACCGAUGGUAAUUAUCAUCAGCUGUUUAUUGGCGAACAACGUGAUGCCUUCUUCAAACUAACCCCAGUUGUCAAAUGGGACAUCAAUGGCAAUUCGUUGGAGGACGAUGAUUUUCCCGUCUUCGAUGCCAAUCACCAUCUAAAUAAUUCACCGGCUAAAUCCAGUUUGCGUUCCAGUUCCACAACAUUGGAAACGUGGCUAGAAGUAGAAUAA
Molecule: messenger RNA, 1176 nt
Organism: Musca vetustissima
Lineage: Eukaryota; Metazoa; Arthropoda; Insecta; Diptera; Muscidae
Exons: 3
Coding region: 1-1176 (391 amino acids)
Source: RefSeq, a predicted model, not a curated record